AUCGUAAACCAAAAACGAACUCAACACACCUGGUUCGCACUUAUUUUUGCUAGCAUUAGAAAAUAUUUGUGCCGCUACUGCCUUUUCAAUCAUCUGCUUUAAAUCAGCUGUUUUAUUAUCAAUUUUUAUUUUUAUAUGUUUGUUUUUGUAUCAUCUUUUGGUUUGGUGUAAGUUGAAAAUUUAAUAGUUCAGUAUUAACCGGCUUUUGACCCGUGAAGGGGAGAUAUUUUAUCAACAAUAACAUUUCGUAAUUCUGUACCUGCAGUGAACUAUCUUAUCAUACCAAAUGUUACGGGAAGCAUUUUCAUGAUGACAACAGCACUUACCAAAAAAAGAAUAAAGCUGUGUGUAAUUGCUUUAGUAGUGCUAUUAAUACUUGUUUAUUUUUAUAAAACACUUGUGUUAACAUCAUCACUAGCGCAAACAUUUCCACUUUCAGCGAGAAACAAAGAAUACAAUGACAAUUAUGAAGUUUCACAGCAACUUAAUAGUCCCACCGAUUUACAAAACGACUUACAUGCGAUAUAUGAAAAUCAACAAAAAUUACUACGUCAACAGCGUAUCGAAUUACAAAAAGCACAGGAACAGUUGUCAAGAAUGGAAGAAAAAAUACGCACCUUGGAGGCUACCUCACCACGAAAAUAUCAAAAAGUUAAAUAUUUGAAUUAUAAGAAUCGUAAACGUAUACUCAUCACUGGGGGCGCGGGUUUUGUUGGCUCACAUUUGGUAGACACGCUUAUGAUACAAGGCCACGAAGUUAUUGUGGUGGAUAAUUUCUUCACUGGUCGUAAGCGAAAUGUGGAACAUUGGUUGGGUCAUGAAAACUUUGAAUUAAUUCAUCACGACAUUGUUAAUCCAUUAUUUAUUGAAGUAGAUGAAAUUUAUCACUUAGCCUCACCAGCUUCACCACCACACUACAUGUACAAUCCUGUGAAAACAAUUAAAACAAAUACGAUGGGAACCAUCAAUGUGUUGGGAUUAGCCAAGCGUGUUAUGGCUAAAGUUUUAAUAGCUAGUACUUCUGAAGUUUAUGGUGAUCCAACCGAACAUCCUCAAUCAGAAACUUAUUGGGGUCAUGUCAAUCCAAUUGGGCCACGUGCUUGCUAUGAUGAAGGCAAACGUGUAUCUGAAACAUUAAGUUACGCUUAUGCAAAGCAGGAAAAGGUACAAGUGCGCGUGGCGCGUAUCUUCAACACAUAUGGACCACGUAUGCAUAUGAAUGAUGGACGAGUGGUUUCCAAUUUUAUACUGCAAGCUUUGCGAAAUGAAACAAUUACAGUUUAUGGCAAUGGCAAGCAAACGCGAUCAUUUCAAUAUGUUACAGAUUUGGUGGAUGGCCUUAUAGCACUGAUGGCUUCCAAUUAUACACAGCCCAUUAAUUUGGGCAAUCCUGUAGAACACACCAUUGAAGAAUUCGCUGUGAUAAUCAGGCAAUUGGUUGGUGGAAAAAGUGAGAUAAAACAAUCUGAAGCAGUGGAAGAUGAUCCACAACGUCGUAAACCAGAUAUUACACGGGCCAAACGUUAUCUGAACUGGGAACCGAAAGUACCAUUGAAAUCUGGACUGCUUAAAACUAUAAAUUAUUUUCGAAACGAAUUGGAGAGAUCGGAUCGAUUUCAAGAGAAUUCAAAGAAAUAUUUUGAAUCACCAGAUAUAUUACGUAGUCAGAGUAGAUAUAUAUUUAACCCUGGUAAUGUUUAGAAGCAAUCUACUUAGAAAUUUUUUAUACACAAAAUUGGUUAGUAAUU
Teleopsis dalmanni is the source of this 1748-nucleotide messenger RNA. RefSeq names its product UDP-glucuronic acid decarboxylase 1 (gene Uxs). Gene Ontology annotation, cellular component: cytoplasm. The transcript has 3 exons. Bases 307 to 1701 code for a protein of 464 amino acids. NCBI's taxonomy places the organism in Eukaryota, Metazoa, Arthropoda, Insecta, Diptera, Diopsidae. The record is from RefSeq and is a predicted model, not a curated record. Gene Ontology annotation, molecular function: NAD+ binding; UDP-glucuronate decarboxylase activity. Gene Ontology annotation, biological process: D-xylose metabolic process.